Messenger RNA from Metarhizium acridum CQMa 102, 1440 nucleotides. RefSeq lists its product as uncharacterized. Gene Ontology annotation, molecular function: oxidoreductase activity. The record is from RefSeq and is a predicted model, not a curated record. Lineage: Eukaryota; Fungi; Ascomycota; Sordariomycetes; Hypocreales; Clavicipitaceae.
AUGGAAGCCGCAAAAGAAGCCGUCCAGAAAGUCACCCACCCAGCAUCUGGUGAUAAAGGCGGCACCACCCAAGACAAGCCCGGUCUCGAGCGAGACAUGGCACCAAAGCCUACCAAGGUCCAUCUCCAGCACUCAGAGGAAGGGCAAGCCCCCUACAUCCCGUGUGGGAAGCUCAAAGGCAAGAAUGCCGUGAUUACUGGCGGAGACUCUGGAAUUGGUCGAUCUGUGGCAAUUCUUUUUGCCAUGGAAGGGGCCAAAGUGGCAGUCGUAUACCUACCCGCCGAAGAAGAAGAUGCACAGCACACAAAAGCCCAGGUAGAAAAGAAUGGAGGGGAGAUUGUCCUCAUUGCCAGCGACUUGAGCCACUCAAUCAACUGCACCGACGUGGCAGAAAGGAUCAAAGCCGCAUUUGGCACGGUCGAUAUUCUAGUAAACAAUGCCGCUACUCGAAACGAACAGGGCACCAUUUCCGACAUCUCCGAGGAACAAUGGGCGUCUACUUUCCGCGUUAAUAUCGAUUCCUACUUCUAUCUAACCAAGGCUAUUUUGCCUUUUAUGGCCAAAAACGGCUCCAUCAUCAAUAGCGCUUCGGUAGACUCGUAUAUUGGUGUUCCCAGCAGACUCGACUACGCCACCACCAAGGGUGCCAUUAUCGCCUUCACUCGCUCCUUGUCCAAUCAUCUUAUCAAGAAGGGCAUACGUGUGAAUGCCGUUGCCGCUGGACCAGUUUGGACCCCAUUGGUUGCUUCAGGUGUGGAAAAGCCCGGGCAGCAUGGACAUGGGUUGGGGAAUUGGACGCCAAUGGAUAGAAUUGGCCAGCCAGUUGAGAUUGCCACCAGCUACGUCUUCCUCGCGGAGAAUGGCAGUCAGUUUAUGAGUGGGCAGACACUACAUCCCAACGGAGUCGCGAAGCAUCAUCGGAUUGACAGAAGACAGCCAUCAUUCCGGUUCUCGACUGAUAUGGGAAAUGCUUGUACGCUUAGAGAACUGGCAUGGCGUUUUACAUGGUACUAUUUCGUCUGCUUUUCAUCACGCCGCAACUCCUUUGCUACCGAAAUCAUCGGCCCACAAAUCAUACUUGAGACUCCUUUCUCUGUCUCUAUUUGCUUAUUCCACCAUCUAUCUGAUGAUUGUGACGAUGAGGCGGCUGCUCAUUACACUGAGUGCUGUUCGUCGCUUUCAGCAGACCGCAUACUGGAUCCCCUCACCAACAGAUCAAAGCGGCAAGCCAACGUCCGAUCCUGUCCCGGACGUUAUCUGAACUAUCCACUGCUGAUUUCGUGCUCUGAUACCAACUUGAGUCUUCUCAUGGCUAGAUUAUUGAAUUUGUUCCGUCAUAGGGAUGCUUUCGCCGCUCGUCAGAAAGCUCCCGCUGCCGCCAAAGGCAGCGUGAAGGCAGGCCAAGACAACGAGGAUACCGUUUUCACGAGUGGUGCAUAG